UCCCCCUCCCUCACCCGCGCGCUUCUAGGUGAUCUCGCGCCUCGAGGCCCGCAGCUUCAACAUUGCGACUCAGUCAGUAUCUGUCGCUUGUCCUGUGCUCACGGGCGACCGAGCCUUCGCCCAGCGCUCGCAGUGUUUCCGUUUCUUUAGUCAGGGCGCGCCUUUGGACUGUGUUGGACGCCCCUCACGACCCGGUCUUUCGUAGGAGGGAAGCUGGAAGGUGAACACGGACGUGCCUCACGAAUUCAACCGAUUCUGAAAACCGACUUCGAGAAGCCCUUGAAAGGGUCACUCACCGAAACGAGACUGUCAGCCGUCCCUCCUCGAAGCUGACGGUCAGCGCCCCUCGUCACACACAUUUAAAAAAAGAAAAGAGACAUAAAAAAAAAACAAAUAAAAAAAAAAAAAAAAGAUAAACCUCAACCCCACUCCAUCACACCCUCCAACACACUCCGGGGUGAUGGAUUCCUGGUCGAGAAAAAGGGCAGGAGUGGCUCGUGCUGUGGAGGGCGUGGUGAAGCGUAGGAAGCACAUCGUCCUCGUGGGUCUCGACGGCUCAGGCAAGACCACAGUGCUCACGCGCCUCAAGUACCGUUGCUACGUGGCCACCACACCUACCAUAGGCUUCAACCACGAGAAAGUCUGGGGCGGCGGUUACCGGUGGUCGUGCUGGGACGUGGGCGGCGGCGAGCGACUCCGGCCGCUGUGGUCGUCCUACACCCGCGCCACCGACGGGAUCGUCUUCGUGGUGGAUUCGGCUUCCAUGGGUGACAUGAUGGAGGAGGCGAGGGUCGAGUUGGCGAGAGUCCUUAAGAAGUCGCGGGCGUCGUCAGUACAGCUCGGCAUGCCUUCCCCGCCUCUUCUGGUGCUGGCGAACUCCAGGACCAGAUUCACGCCCGCACAGCCCAAGAGGUGGCCAUGAGUCUGGGUCUGGGCGAGGCGCACGGCGUGGUGUGGGCGGUGGCGCCCGUGUGCGCGCUCACGGGCGAGGGCUUGGACGACGCCAUGGCCACCCUCAGAACCCUGAUCGACAAGGUCCGCCAAGACGCCCGUCGGAGGGACAGGUGGCGCUGAGGUCGCCUGGAGGUGCCCGAGGCGGAGCAAGCCAGGUGCAAUCAAACCUUCAACUGUCACCUGUCAGGAAGAGUAGCAGCUGUUAUGGAUCGUAACACCUGUUAGAACGAAAGAAAGGGCAAGAAUGUAACGGCUUCAUAGGUAACAACUGUUAGGUUCAUAACUAUUGUUACACCUGUUGCGGAGGCUGUUAAACAUAGUAGCAACUGUUGCGGACAGAGAUAACAGUUGUAAAAGACUAACACGAACGUUUUUGUACAUUAUAUUAAAAUAUGAAACCAACGUAGAUCGCACAAGUAGUGUCCUAGUAUACGUGCCUUGCUAGACACCAAAUGUGAAUACUGUAGUUGUAUGAGUAUUCUCUGCAUGUGUACAUACAAAAGUAUGAUAGUUUCUUGAAUUCAAGUACUUCACAUGACUUUGUUCCUUGGCCAGCUGGGGUUGGAGACCAGCUGCCGUGCUGGGGACCCCAGCUGUGUGACGGCAGCGAGAUGGGCAGGCGAGAGCUACCUCGGACCUCCUAUCUGUGUGAAAGACGAUCAUUUGCAGGCAUUGGAGGUUAUGCACGCACGCGCACACACUUUAGGCAUACAUGCGCACCUACAUGAGUACUUAUACUAGACGCCCAUGUGCACACACACACGAAGACACGCUCGUCCUCGGACAGCCUCGAGGCCACAGAAGACGGUCCCCCUCGGUCAGUUCCUCUAACUGAUCAUGGUUGUGCUCCCAGUCAGGGUCAGCCUUGACUGCCCCUCACGUCGUCCCCUCCACAACACCAAGCACACGCGUCAUGCACUGGUCGUCAUGCACCGUGUCAUCAAGCACACGCUGUCACAAUGCAGCCCACACGACCGCGAAAACCAAGCAUUAUUAGCGACAUCCGCCUGCGACAGCCACCAGUACCCUUGCGUCACCCUUCACCCUCCUCAACCUUCACUAUCAUCAACCGCCUCUCCGCCGUGGUCCCCCCUCCCCCCUCUCCUCUUUCUUUUCGGCCUUCUCUCUGCCUUCCUCUUUCUCUUCUUCCUCCUUUUCUUCAUUUUCCUAUUCUUCUUCUUUAUUCCUCCUUCUCCUUGCCCCUCUUCCUCCUCCUUCUUCCCCCUCCUCUUCCUUGUCCGUUUUUUUAACGUCACCUCCAGCAUUCUCUGCCCUCCCCCCCCCCCUCCGCGCCCCACUUGGCACUCAGAGCCUUUCGGACUGGCGGGUGACCGUUGAAUGUCCUCAAGACCCUGACGCAUCCUCCUUCAUUUUUUCCUUUUUUUAAUCCUCCGUACUCUUCAGUCUCCCCCUUGAACGUUUCAUCCUUCCUUUUACCAUUUCCUCUUCCCUCUC
Molecule: messenger RNA, 2409 nt
Organism: Penaeus vannamei (Pacific white shrimp)
Lineage: Eukaryota; Metazoa; Arthropoda; Malacostraca; Decapoda; Penaeidae
Product: ADP-ribosylation factor-like protein 4C
Biological process (GO): vesicle-mediated transport; intracellular protein transport
Cellular component (GO): plasma membrane; cytoplasm
Molecular function (GO): GTPase activity; GTP binding
Source: RefSeq, a predicted model, not a curated record